AUGAAUAAGCAGAACGUGAACCAUCAUGAUCAAAAAAAGAAAAAGCUACCAAAUCAAGGAGAUGCAAAGGAAACCGACGUCAUUUCAAGUUUAAAGAAAAGUAGCUCUACUAUCUUUUCUCAAAUUCGUCAAGCUUAUAACAAAAAAGGACCGCAAGAACAGCAGUGUCGUAAAACUAAAAGUAUGGAGACAAGCGAACAGCAAUGGUUCCAUGGAUUACUUCCCCGGGAGGAAGUUCAGCUUUUACUACAAAAAAACGGCGAUUUCUUAGUUCGCAUGUCAGAACCUGGAGCAGGGCAAACGAGACAUUUGAUUCUUUCUGUAAUGCAAAACGAGCCCAGCGCUGACGCGAUGCAUUAUGUUAUUCGUAACUCAGAUGGAAAGUUUUCGAUCACUGGAAAAGAAAAUUUCGAUAGUCUGAUCGACUUGAUCAAUCACCAUAAACAGAACAGACUUCACGACGAAACUCCAACCAGUGUAUUGAUCAAUCCUAUAGGUCGACAAUCUUGGGAACUCAACCAUGCAGAUGUUACAAUGACGAAGACGUUGGGAGAAGGGGCUUUUGGAGAAGUGAAACUUGGUACGCUCAAGAGAGAAUCAGAAACCUUAGAUUGUGCAGUGAAAACUGCAAAACUUGAAAAAAUGACGAAAGAGCAAAUCAAGGAAAUUACUUCAGAGGCUCGUAUAAUGCGUGGUUUAAACCAUAAAAAUGUGGUCAGAUGUUAUGGAGUAGCCGCAGUUGAUGAACCGCUACUUGUUGUAAUGGAAUUGGUCCCAGGGGGUGGUCUUGAUGGCUAUCUACAGAAGAAUUCAGUUUCAUGGCCAGAAAAACUAGAUAUCAUUACUCAAGUGGCCGCCGGAAUUGCAUAUAUUCACAGUAAAAACAUUAUGCAUAGAGACAUUGCUGCUAGAAAUGUGUUAUACGGAAAAGGAGUGGUAUCGGAUUUCGGAAUGUCUCGAAUUGGUACUGAGUAUCAAAUGAAUCCAAACAAAAAAGUGCCAAUCAGAUGGUUGUCUCCAGAAACACUUAUCACUUUCGUUUACACUCAACAAACUGAUAUCUUCGCAUUUUCUAUUCUUUGUUGGGAAGUCAUCGAGAAUGGUACACAACCAUACCCAGAAUUCAAAGUUGUCGAAGUACAUCAAAAAGUAGCCAAAGAUGAUUAUAGAAUGCCAAUCGGAGAUAAAGUACCAUCUCAAUUAGCUGAUGUCAUCAAGAAAUGCUGGACUAGAAAUGCAAACUUGAGACCUUCUAUGUCACAGGUCGUGUUGAUGAUGACUGCCAUAACCGGCAAAAAAGAAACGACUAAUCCAAGUAAAUCGGGUGGGAUCAGUGCUGAACGAGCCAAGAUCUUCGGUGGAGUUGGAGUCAGCCCAGCUUCAGAUCCGAAUCGUGAGAAAACAAUCGUGAAAACAGGAAGACGGAAUGUCAAGAAGAGGCCAACAUGCCAACCGAGUGGAGGUAAUUCUGGAGCAAUGUUGUCAUCGCCUUCUUCAUCAAAGGAAAAAAAGAAGAAAGGCGGGAAAACGAAACACUAG
Molecule: messenger RNA, 1539 nt
Organism: Caenorhabditis remanei
Lineage: Eukaryota; Metazoa; Nematoda; Chromadorea; Rhabditida; Rhabditidae
Exons: 6
Coding region: 1-1539 (512 amino acids)
Biological process (GO): protein phosphorylation
Molecular function (GO): ATP binding; protein tyrosine kinase activity
Source: RefSeq, a predicted model, not a curated record